Candidula unifasciata is the source of this 351-nucleotide messenger RNA. The record is from the annotation of a GenBank genome assembly. Lineage: Eukaryota; Metazoa; Mollusca; Gastropoda; Stylommatophora; Geomitridae.
AUGGAUUACAUUUAUUCUUUUAUACCAGAGAGGAUUCGAAAUAUCCCGACCCAUAUGGACUUUGAUGGGCAGCGCCGAGCAGAGAAAUAUUUUCAGAUUAUAAUACUUCUGUUUGCAGCUGUUGGCUUCAUAUGGGGUUACAUCACCCAGAUGUUUUCUCACACGCUGUACAUUCUGUUUACUGGGGUCAUCAUUUCAUCUGUGUUGACCCUGAUUCCAUGGGGAAUGUACAGAAGAAAUCCUCUCAAAUGGCAGCCUGCCCGGGAUAAAGAUGGAAACACGGCCAGCCGGCCAGCCAUUCCUGCACCUCAGUCACAGAAUAAACCAAAAAAGAAGAAGCUCAAAGAUUAA